Messenger RNA from Prunus mume (Japanese apricot), 1275 nucleotides. Lineage: Eukaryota; Viridiplantae; Streptophyta; Magnoliopsida; Rosales; Rosaceae. The record is from RefSeq and is a predicted model, not a curated record.
AUGAAUCCCAAUCCAUUCCCUCCACCUACAAGAGGCAGAAGAGGCGAGAGGAGUAAUAACCUUUUUGCCAACAAUGACAGGAACAGGCUGAGGGCAAACUGGAGUAAUAAUCUAGAUCUGGAAGAACAGAAAGAACACAGGGAGGAAGUUCUGCCCAGGCCAUACAGAGUAGAGCCCAGGAUUGAUUACGCCCAGCCAAAACAGGGGCGAAGUCACCACCCUGUCAAUGCUCUAAAUGACGUGGGGGCAUUACAAAGGAUCAGAGAGAUGAUGGAGCCUGAAGCUAGAAGAAGAGAGAGGCCCACCUAUAGGAAGCCAUAUCCGGCUUAUAUCGAUCAAAUGCCUCUAUCCCCGGGUUUUAAGGUGCCAAACUUCACCUUAUUCAACGGAGAGGAUCCCCAUGCUUCAUUAGUUGAGCACAUAGGUAGGUUCUCUGUCCAAUGCAUAGCCAUAGAGAACAAUCCUCUUUUGAAGUUGAGGCUUUUACUUGGUACACCAGCCUGCCAGCUAAUUCUGUUCAAACCUGGGAGCAGAUGGAAAGUGUUCAGGAAGCUCAAAAUGAAGUGCCGAAUCCCUAUGGAAGAAAGUCACUUCAUCCAGAUAGCUCAAGCUGCCCUCAAGAUCUCUCUGAGAAAAAGAUUUGAUGGGAUGUUGUUUGAAGACCUGGCAGAACUGGCAGAUAAAGCAUCCAAGUAUGAGGAACUGCUUAGGGAAGAACAGCAGAAGAGGAACUCAUCCAAAGGCAAGUAUUACAAGUCACCUUCCUCUUCAAUACAUCUAGUUCAGGUAGAAUCAGAAGAGGACGUAGAAUGCUCAGAGGAGGGAGAAGUUGCAGUAGCAGAAAUGGCAAAAUUGAAACAUCCCAUCAGCUGCAAGGCCCUUACUAAGCCACCAAAGGAUCAGAAGCCGCCACCUUUCACAGGAGGGUUUGUUCCAAGCAAACCAACACAGAACAAGAUUUAUUCCUUUGAUCUAACCAAGGUGGAUGCUUUAUUUGAUGAAAUAUUGAUGCAAAAUGCAAUAGAGACACCCCACAGGAUGCCCAAGACAGAAGAGCUCAAGGGCAGGCAGUAUUGCAGGUGGCACAACUCUUGGAACCAUUCUACCAAUAGUUGUGUAGUUUUCAGAGAUGCUAUACAGGAAGGAAUAGCAGCAGGAAGGUUGAAACUGGCGGAGAAAUCUCCUUCAGUCACAACAGAUCCUUUUCCCCAACCACAAGUCAACAUGGUCAACUUAAAUUGGCCAGAACAGAAGAGAAGCAAGCCAACGACAUAA